Molecule: messenger RNA, 1214 nt
Organism: Cyclospora cayetanensis
Lineage: Eukaryota; Apicomplexa; Conoidasida; Eucoccidiorida; Eimeriidae
Exons: 6
Source: RefSeq, a predicted model, not a curated record
AUAGAGUGCCUUCUAGUGCUUCAAAUAGAGUGCCUUAUAUUGCUUUAAAUGGAGUGCCUUCUAGUGCUCCUAAUAGAGUGCCUUUUAGCGUUUUAGAUAGAGUGCCUUCUAGUGUUUUAGAUAGAGUGCCUUCUAGUGCUCCUAAUAGAGUGUCUUCUAGUGCUCCUAAUAGAGUGUCUUCUAGUGCUCCGAAUAGACCUCCUCCGCAGGGUGUUCCUACACUUGGGGAUGUCAUACGAUCUCGCUCGGACCUGACGCUGUUUGGAAAAAUGCUGGAAACUUCCCACAUUGAUCAGCUCAUUCCCUGUCCCUUGACCUUCCUCACCAUUACUGAUGACAAGGCAAGGGAUUAUCAGGGGCGGAAGCCUCCGCCGUGUCUUGCAGCAGCUCUCGAGCGACCAGAAAAUCAGGCAAAUGUUCUCAAGCUUCUUGGCCGUACGGCUGCUCUUGGAAAAUUAGAGACUCUCCCCGUAGGAUCGACCGUCCCUGUUUUGCAUGGGAAACCAGGCACUGUAAGAGAGAGAGGCUCCUCGGUUACGUGGAACAACAUUCAGCUGAGCGGCGAGAAGAUCGUCUUCGACAGAGGAGUGAUCUUUCUGAUGAGUGGAAAUGACAUGUCGGAUGCAGAAAGCCGCGAGCUGCUGCGUCUGAUCGUAUAUUGGAGUUGCCUUCAUGAAUACUUGCAGCAGAAUCCAGGCCUAACCCGUCUCGCGUUGAUGAUGGUAGACAAUCGCAGGGCACUUCCCGUCCUCGGUAUUCCUCCAGGACCUCGCCCUGCGUGGGUAGCACGAGGAACGUCUGGAUGGUUUCCUCCUCCUGGAGAAGCUGAAAGUCAUCACGAGACGCAAGUGCUGCUAGACUAUGACGGCUUUAGUCUGGACGGUGGCUUCUUCGGAGCUCCCGCGGGGGAAGAAGGCGGGGAGAGCUUUGAUGGUGGUUCAGGAGGGGCGGAAGCUGGGGAGCAGCAUCCAGUUGGUGGUAGCUCUGAGGAGGAAAUUAAUGAAGGGGAGCAACAUCCUGUUGGUGGUAGCUCUGAGGAGGAAAUUGAUGAAGGGGAGCAACAUCCUGUUGGUGGUAGUUCUGAGGAAGAAGCCUCAGCAGCCGAAGUGCUGCCGAACGCAGUCAAGAUGCCUGCUGCUGUGGUAGAGACGGAGGAGGCCCCUCUCUUAGAGGCAGUGAUGGAGGAGGGCAAGCCGACAGAAGACGUGGCGUAG